Molecule: messenger RNA, 555 nt
Organism: Theileria equi strain WA
Lineage: Eukaryota; Apicomplexa; Aconoidasida; Piroplasmida; Theileriidae
Product: tetratricopeptide repeat domain containing protein
Exons: 4
Coding region: 1-555 (184 amino acids)
Molecular function (GO): protein binding
Source: RefSeq, a predicted model, not a curated record
AUGAACGCUCGAUAUUUGAAAAAUUCGCUUGCUGUGAGAGGUUUUUUUGUGACUCUUGCUUCACAAAUGCAUAGAUUCUACAACGAGGGCAAUUCAGCCUUUAAAGAGAAAAAUUACAAGUUGGCAGCCUCAUUUUACCAAAAGGUUGUGUUUGUGCAAUUGGACUACACAUUUCCGGAGGAUGAUAACUGGGAGAAAAAGUUUGGCAGAAUAAGGGCGAAGACUAACUUAAAUAUGGCUUUAACUCAAUACAAACUUGCAAAUUAUAACGAUUGUAUAAGAUAUUGCAAUGAUAUAAUAAAUCAGACACCUGCAAAUAUAAAGGCACACACCACCAGAGGUUUAUCGCAUAUCAUGCUAUCACAACUAGAGGAUGCAAAAAAGGACUUUGAAACUAUCAUGAAACUUGACCCCUCUUCCCAGUCGGCAAAGGAACAACGCCGAAGGAUCGAUGAGAUUGUAUUUUUUUCAUGUACAUUUGUUCACUAUUCACAGGAAAAGAAGCAUAAAACCCGCGAAAAGGUGCUAUACAAAGCUAUGUUUGGUACUAGUUGA